AAAAUCCAACAAUGCCUCCUCCUGUUGGAAAUCAUCCUCCAGACGAUGAGAAUGCUCGUGCCAUCAAGAGGGCCAGGACUUCGGGCAAUCUUCUGCCGCCUCAGGGUGAGAACACCGCCCAUCAGGCUGGACAGUCGCUGAGUCCUCAGGCAGCUGGCUCGGACAUAUCAGAUAAAAAUGCGGAAGGCAAACCAAAGUCUGCUCUUUUCCAGCACUUGCAGAAGCUGAAAAGCGCAUGGGGUCCAACACCGCCUGGAUUAGUACCACCAGGGCAACCUGCUCCCACAGAAAGCAAUCGCGGGAUUUCUUAUCGCCCUCCUAAUCACACAUUAAAAAUACCCCCGAGUCAAAUUCCGCCAUCGACGUCGGCCUUUGCCUCCACUCCUCCCCCGAAUAUGGGAAAACAGCCUACGCCAGUGAAGACUCCCAUGACUACACCGCAACAGCAGGUGACAACACGGUAUACACCCAACACGUUUCAGCCGGGUGCAGUACAGAUUACAGGCACUUCUACCGGGAAAAGAAAGAAUAGUCCUGUAGUAGGGUACGGACCAGGCGCGGGGUUCCCUCCUGUUCAGCAAGCAGCCACGGGACCAAAACCGACGCCGCGGAAUUCACCUUUGACUGGAGGAACUCCAACCCCGGUCCAGCGUGGUACUGGUAUCAAAGAUCAAGUAAUUCAACAAGCGAUGCAAAAGCAAAAGAAAGCAAAGGCACCACCCGUGAAGCAACAACAGGACGUCAUGCUUCCUCCACCAAUGAUGCAUCCACAACAUCCACAACAUCCCCAACACUAUGGUAUGCCCAUGAUCGAUCCGCGAUUGAUGCCUCAACCAGGACCACCACCACCACAUCACAUGAUGCCCAUGCCUAUGACAGCACCGCCGCCGAUGCAACGCCCAGGACCACCCUACACUGUCCGUCCAAAUAUGUCGACAGGACCUGUCGUCGUGCGUCCUCAAGGUAUGUACACGGUAACACCCUUUCCGCAACGCGCACCCCCGGCCCCGGCACCUCGUCCUCGACAAGCACCACCUGCGUGUUCAUCCCCAGCGUCGGGAUCAGCAUCAGGCAAGGCGAGCAUCACGCUUCGUUUCAAUAACACACCUGGCGUUUUUGGUAAUACGCCUCAGUUCAGAGUUCCACCUGCUGCUACGUUGAAGCCUGGGCUUAGUCCUGCGACGCCGCCUGUAGCAAAGACAGCCUCUGUGACGAUUGCGCGUCCGAUCCCGUCUGCGGCGACGAAAACUCAGCAAACAGAAUCCGCACCCUCCUCACCCCCAAAUGGUCCAUCUCCCGCCACCACAAAAGCGAAGCCGUCUACCACAAAAGCACCGAAAGAGAAACCAGGAAGCAAAGCCACCCCGCCAGUCAGCUCCAAGGAAAAAGACCCCCCAGCAUCCAAGAUCCCAAAACCAGCAUCAGCAUCCGCCCCAUCCCCCGUCCCAAUCUUCGAAAUGCCCCCCGAACUCCCCGACCCAGACCUCGAAUCCCUCCUUAUCAAACUCCAAUCCUCCCCACCCACCACAGACACGAAACAGGACGUAAGGUACAUGCUCAUCCUCAUGCGCGAGGAGUACCAAGAACUCGAACGCGAAUGUGGGAAUAUCCGUACACGUCUCCGGGACCGAGAAAAACGCGAGAAACAAAGGGAGAAGGAGAAGGUAGGGGGUGCAGAUUCGGGGUCAGGGUCGAAGUUGGGGUUGGGGUUGCUUGGGGCUCCGGCUUCGAAGGCGGAGAUUGCGGCGAUGACGGCUGGGCAGAGGGGGAGGCCGAGGGGAAGGCCGCCGAAGGUUGGACGUGGGAGAGGUGGGAGGGGGGUGGGUAUUGGUAGGGCUGCUUUCUAAGGAUACAUGCACAUGUUGUUUUGUUAGGCAUCGGCACGGAGUUUAUCAUUCGGGGCAGGCCCCGUGGGAUAAGGCGAUACAGGGUAUGGUCGAGCACCUAUAGUAAGAAAGGGCAUUUGGUUGCAUGUCCUCACACGCUCAUGGAAAUCUAUAUGAUCAUUUAUUAUAACUGAAUGCAUCCAGAGUUCGGG
Messenger RNA from Saitoella complicata NRRL Y-17804, 2038 nucleotides. RefSeq lists its product as uncharacterized. NCBI's taxonomy places the organism in Eukaryota, Fungi, Ascomycota, Saitoellomycetes, Saitoellales, Saitoellaceae. The record is from RefSeq and is a predicted model, not a curated record. The transcript is spliced from 2 exons. The coding region runs from base 12 to 1847 and encodes 611 amino acids.